This is a messenger RNA of Brettanomyces bruxellensis, 2094 nucleotides long. RefSeq lists its product as uncharacterized. NCBI's taxonomy places the organism in Eukaryota, Fungi, Ascomycota, Pichiomycetes, Pichiales, Pichiaceae. The record is from RefSeq and is a predicted model, not a curated record. Gene Ontology annotation, cellular component: cytoplasm. Bases 1 to 2094 code for a protein of 697 amino acids. Gene Ontology annotation, biological process: cellular response to oxidative stress. The transcript has a single exon.
AUGUCUGUCUCAAAAAAAGAAGGGGAAGUUAGCUUUUCACAGAUCCUUGCAGGAGUAGAAGAAGCGGCAAGUAAGAGUACCACAAAAGAAGAUGUGGUUUCUUUCUGCACAGUAUUGGAUAUCUAUAUAGAGCAAUUGUCAAAAUACACGGAUGAUGAAAAAAUCCAGUUUGUGGACACAAUCAAGAAAUUAUUUGAGUCAAAUCAUGAUCUCCUGUACAAAGCUUCAUGGGAUCUACCACAGUUAUUCAUCAAUAUUCUCGAAUCCAAUUGGAUACCUCGGAGUGGUGGACUUCGGAAUAAUGUAGCUGUUGUCAAAUAUAUGGGACUUUUUGGGAUGUUGGCAUCCUAUGGUGAACCCAAAAGUCUUUUGCUAGCGUGCUGCGAACAAAUCUCCAAACUAAGGAUUAAAUCACGAAGUGAAUGCAAGGAUCUUAGCCAUGACAGCCCAUUAGAUUUGGAUGAAUCACACCCAACGACUUUUGCCUUCUACUGUAACUUUGUUAUUGAGUUUCACACCUUGCUAGAGGCAAUAAAUGUUUGUCUUCGGAGAAGUGUUAGUUUAUGGCCAUCCAAGUAUUUAGCCACGGUCGUGACAUGUCUCGUCAAUUUUAUCAAAACAUCGCCAAGUGAUCCGGCAUCUAUUAUAACUGUUGUGCGGCGUAUGUACACUUUCAUACGUGAUUAUAUUCCACCGGAAUUACCUCAAAAUGCCGAUCUCCCUGCAAAUGUGCAAGUUUCUGAGUUGCCCAAGAUUGUCUCGGAUGAGAACUAUUUGCAACGUAAGCUCCUUGUUUGGAUGCUUUCUGUUCUUGUUGAAGGGCAUACAAGACAACUUUGUACUCCCUUCGUUGCACUUUUGGUGUCUGGCUAUCCACAGAAGUAUGUAGAAGCAAAGUGGCCAAAAUUGGAAUUCAUGGGCAGGUUUGUCACCCUUGGAAUGUCCAUGGACUUGGAAUACGAUACUUUGCUUCAAAAUGAAAUAGACAGAGCAGAAAAGCUGUUCCCUCGUGAGAAGAUCGCCGAAUUUAAGACAAGUGAUGACAUAUUGAAGGUUGUGAUCGACGGUUUCAAUGAGGAUUUGCACCAUGAGGCCGAGGAGAUAUCUUUCUCUGCCAUUUCCACCAUAAUUCUAUACACAUGCAGUACUUUGGUUAGUAAGGAGAAAUUCUCGACCGAACCUUUAAGGCUAAUACCAUUGGUGAAACUUCAGCUUCGGCUUUUUGUCCCGUUCAGCAUCAAGCCACAGUUGAUUCAUUAUACUGCUGUUACAUGUGGUAUGGUUUUAAUGCUGGAGGCCAUUGGCUCACAUCAUGAUGAAAGUCUUGCAGGUCUUGCAGAUCCCGGAAAUCGCCUAUUGCUGUCAACAUAUCUACAAAAUCUUUCAGCGGUAUGCCUCAACUCAGAGAAUAAGGUUCUCAUAUCGUUUUUCUACAGAUUUUUGGCUAAGAUUCUAAGAGACUCAUCUGAAGAGAUGGCAUACUCUUUUUUGUUGGAUACUAUUCAGAGUUGUCCUUUCGAGAAAUUACAGGUUGGUUGUAUUACCAUUCUUAAGGAAUUGAUGUCCAAGGAUAAGGACCCUCGUAAAUACAGCUCAACACUUCUAAACUACUCUGCCAGUGAGAAUGCACGGACAAAUAAGGUUGCAGGCAGUGCGCCCGACAUUUCGGAUGGUGUGAAAGAUCUUCAUCUUACACCCCCACCACUUCCACCAAGAAAUACGGCCAAGGGUGAUAAAUAUAUCAACUACACUUUAGAACGCGAGAAAAGCAUACUUGAUGUAUUCGACCGCUCAUUGACCGAUUUCUCGAAAAGGCCAAUACACGUUGGAGGAAAAAUCCUGGCGUUUGUCAAUCUUUUAAGCUCGCAAAGUGGCAAGUUCACGAGGGAUGAGGUGGUGAAGAGAUUUAGAGAGGUGGCUGAAUUGGCCACCAAGUUGCAAGAGUGUAAAGAGCAAAUUAUAAAUGGAGAUGGUCAGAAAGUGGAAGAAGCAGGAGAAAAAGAAGAGAAUGAGAAGUUACUUGAUGAUCUUGUCAAGCUUGGAAAUAUCCUCAUCUCGUCAACUUCCAGAGGCCUUCAGUUUUACGAGGAAUGA